UCAUGGCGCGGAGUCCCGGCAGUCCGCGAUUCCCUUCUCGCAGCCGCGGCGCGCCGCUGCCCGCCUCCCUGCAGACCCGAGUCGGGGCGUCCCUGGGGUCGCCACGGCCCCCUCGGAAGCACCUCAGCCUCAGAACUCCUGGAGCUUCCGCCGAGCGAAUGAAAUCUGUGCUCCCUCCCCACGCGCGAAGCCGUUUUCCCCCCAGGCCAGCUCCGGGGAGGGGCUGUCAGACCCUGGACCAGCGUUAGAAAGUCCCUAGUGUGAGGCGUUCGGCCUCCCCCGCCUUGCUGUCUUGUGCUGCCCCUUCCGCAGGGCCUCAUGUUCAGGUGCAGUGCCAGCUGCUGUGAGGACAGCCAGGCCUCCAUGCAGCAGGUUCAUCAGUGCAUUGAACGCUGCCAUGCGCCUCUGGCUCAAGCCCAGGCCUUGGUGACCAGUGAGUUGGAGAAGUUCCAGGACCGCCUGGCCCGAUGCACCAUGCAUUGCAAUGACAAAGCCAAAGAUUCAAUAGAUGCGGGAAGUAAAGAGCUUCAGGUGAAACGGCAGCUGGAGAGUUGUGUGACCAAGUGUGUGGAUGACCACAUGCACCUCAUCCCGACCAUGACCAAGAAGAUGAAGGAGUCUCUCUUGUCCAUUGGGAAAUAGAAGUCUUCGCAAUUGGCCAUCAAGGCUGACAGCAGGAAUCUACUUAAAAAGAAAUGGGAGUUUUGGUCUUUUAAGUGAAGUUUAUGAAGAAAUUAAGGAUGGCAGCAAGUGUGAGGCAUGUGUCACUUGCCUCUGGAUACUGGUUCCUUUAUGUUUCAACCCUAGAAAGUGAAAUGGAAAAAACUGGUGCUAAAAUUUGGGUUAGAGACGGUCACAGGAAAGUUUUUGAUAGCCUAAAUUUCACGUGCUUGUCCUGGCUCUAGGGAUUCCUUUGUACCAAGCCAGAGCCCUCCAAGAUACCAGAUUCUUCUCCAUACACAGCUACCAGCAGGCUGGCAGUUUCCUCUAACCUCCCUAUGAUCUGGUGGUGUAAGCAGAGGUGUUUCUGUUUGUUGCCAACCUCCUGUUUACCAGAAGGAUCAUCAAAUCGUUUCCUAUAAGCUGUAAAACAAAAUCCAUGAGGUUACUAAUUUAGAAGGGAAAAAAGGUUUCUAGGUCUUUGUUUUGCUUGGUUUUGUUUUAUAUACAAGGGCAUGAAGUUGAUUUAAGAUGUGGAGUUGGGAGAGGUAGUCAGAUAAGAACUUUGAACAGUUCUUGUGGAUAUCUGUUCCUGGCCAUCAAGAUGUGGAUAUACAUUUCUUGAAAUAUAUAUUACAUCUUUAAGCUAGGAGACCGUGUAAAAAUAUGACAAGCGAUGUUACACUGGGUAUGGGAAGCAGACUUUCCCUCUCACUGGCUGCCAUGAUGGGCCCUGAGGCUAUCUGCAGAAGAGCAACAAGACAAUCUCAGAAGUGACACUCUCCCUUGAAGGGAAAGGGGUUUUUUAUUGCACUAUAUACCAGUAUCCAGGAAUGAACAUUGAAGGAGGAACUGUUGUCUUCUUAAUUACGAGAAUUAUUAAAUACUGGAUGUGGAAAAACCUGGUUUUUAUAGAACAGAAUGGAAUGAAGGCCUAAACUCAGUAUUGCUUAUUUUGCCCCCUGAAAUAACAGAGCCCUACUGAGACAAUCCCUUGGCAACAGGAAGGUCAAAGGAGAAAAAGUAGGCAAUCAGGGGUGAGCUGUGAUUCCUUUAAAGGAAAAGAGGGGCGGGGCGCCUGGGUGGCUCAGUUGGUUAAGCGACUGCCUUCGGCUCAGGUCAUGAUCCUGGAGUCCCGGGAUCGAGUCCCGCAUCGGGCUCCCUGCACGGCAGGGAGUCUGCUUCUCCCUCUGACCCUCCUCCCUCUCAUGCUCUCUGUCUCUCAUUGUCUCUCUCGCAAAUAAAGUCUUAAAAAAAAAAAAAAAAAAAGGAAAAGAGGGGCAACCCCCCA
Messenger RNA from Mirounga angustirostris (Northern elephant seal), 1951 nucleotides. RefSeq names its product family with sequence similarity 136 member A (gene TIMCC). Lineage: Eukaryota; Metazoa; Chordata; Mammalia; Carnivora; Phocidae. The transcript has 3 exons. Gene Ontology annotation, cellular component: cytoplasm. Bases 319 to 642 code for a protein of 107 amino acids. The record is from RefSeq and is a predicted model, not a curated record.